AUGCUCGCUGUUCUGAAUGCCGGUGCGACCGUUGUGGUACUGGAUGCCUCGCACCCAGUCAGCCGAUAUAGCCUGAUGAUCAGUGGUGUCUCUGCGAGCCUCAUUCUUGUUGGCGAACGGCAGCGACAUCUGUUCUCGGAGCGCACCGAGCAGGAUCUUGUUGUCGACGCCGCCUUUAUCGAGAGCCUUCCGAGCGAUCAACACCUCCCUACAGAGGAGUCCAGCGGUUCCGACAUUGCCUCUGUGAUCUACACCUCGGGCAGCACGGGAGUCCCCAAGGGGUCCCUCCUCAGUCACUCGGCAGUGUCCACCAGCAUGGAUGCCCAUGGCUGCGCCUUGAAUAUCGGUUCCUCAUCUCGGGUAUUGCAGUUUGCCUCAGAUUCAACAAUUGCUACGGCCCUGCGGAAUGCAUCAUUUACUGCUCGUGGAACGGCUCCCUCGGAGAGGACGGGACAAAGCCCUUCAUUAUCGGCAAAGGCCUGUCCAGCCACCUGUGGGUGGUUGAACCGCGAUAAGAUCACCCCUGUCGGCUGUGCCGGUGAGUUGCUGGUCGAAGGCCCGCUGGUCUCUGUGCGUUACCUCAACGACGGAGAGAAAACUCGCCAGUCCUUCAUUGAGGAUCCCAGCUGGGCCCUGAUCAACGGCAAACGGACCGGACGUCGCUUCUACAAGACCGUCGACCUGGUGCGCUACACCACUGCGGGUUCGCUCGACUACCGCGGGCGCAAAGACCACCAGCUGAAGAUCCAUGGCCAGCACGCUGAGAUUGGGGGGAUCGAACACCAGCUCCUCCGCGGCGGCGAAUUCGAGCAUGGGCUGGUUCUGCUGCCUGAAUCGGGCGCUGUUCGCCAAUGCCUCGUCGCUGUGGUGUCUCCCACAACCUCUAGCUCUGGCAACGACAGCAUGCAGCUCGUUACCGUUUUAGAUCGGGCACAUGCUAGUUCACAACUGCGUCGCCUUCGCUCUCCCCCGAUUGGAGACCUUCCGUCGUACAUGAACCCAUCUGUCUGGUGUGUCGUCAGCAGCAUUGCCCUCAAUACCUUGCGCAAGAUGGACCGCAAGCUGGUCUCUCGCUGGGUGAAAGAGAUGGACAAGGAAUCUCUACAAGAAGCGAACACCCUGGCCGCAGAUGACGAGAGAACCGCCGCUGCCCGCAACGACAACGAGGCGCAACUCCAACAGCUCGUGGCAGAGGUCUUGAACCGCAGCCACGAGCAGAUCCUGCUCAAUCGCUCCUUUGUCAGCCUCGGGGGCGAUUCCAUCACAGCCAUGCAGCUGGUCGCGAGAGCUCGAGCAACGACCGAGAGGGCUGUAUCCCUCGCCGAGGAGAAACCGGACAUGGUCUUCCCCCUCACCCCGGUGCAGCACAUGUACUUUAAGAUGUCCGGCCAGCAGCCCACGCAUUUCAAUCAGAGCUUCUUCCUCCGCAUCACCCGCCCGCUCGUUGCUCGACGCUCCAUGCUCCGAGCCCGUUUCCACAAGACCGAGGACAACAGCACCUUUACUCAGCUGAUCUGCGGCGAAAUAGAGGGUUCGUUUCGCUAUCGCGGCCACGAGCAGCUCGACCGCCCAGCGGUAGCUGCGGUCAUGGGAGCCAGUGAACGCACCCUCGACAUCACUUCUGGCCCGGUGUUCAGUGCUGACUACUUCGAUUCUCCCGGGAAGCAGCUCCUUUUCUUGCGGAUCCUCAUGCAGGAGCUGCAAGAAUAUCUGCAGUCUGGCCGUUUGGCAGACACUCAGCCCUCCGUAUCCUUUCAGUCCUGGUCCUGCCUGCCGGCCCAGUAUGCUGGCGAGAACCUGUCAAUCGAGUCCGUUCUUCCGUCCGAGGUCCCCACCGCCAAUAUCCAGUACUGGGGCCUUUCCAGCCGAGAGAACAGCUAUGCCACUGCAUCGCGACAAAGCUUCACCUUAUCCGCAGAGCACACCUCGGCGCUGUUGGGCUCUGCCAAUCAGGCAUACAAUACUGAUCCGGUGGACCUCUUCGUCGCAUCUCUCAUGCAGUCCUUUGCGCAAACCUUCCGCGUCCGCGAAACCCCCUCCGUCUUUCUUGAGGGACAUGGAAGAGAGCCAAUGGACCCGCCAUUGAUUUGUCCAGCACUCGAUAUCGUCGAGACGGUGCGGCGACUCAAGGACCGCAGACGCCAGCUGCUGAGCAACGUCUGGCAGUAUUCCACAGCGCGCUAUCUCGCCCGUGGUUCUGGCACCGGCAACGCCUUCCCGGAUCACCUGCCAAUGGAAGUUCUGUUCAAUUACAUGGGACAAUACCAGCAGCUCGAGCGCACCGAUGCCUUGUUGCACGAGGAGCCCCGAAUCGACCUUCCUGGGUUGGAAGAUAUUACCGGCGAUGUCACCCGCCUCGCUUUCUUCGAAGUAUCAGCGGUGAUCAACAAUGGGAUCGCCCGCUUCGACUUCACAUUUAGCGACCAGAUGCGCCACCAGACCAAGAUCAGCCACUGGAUCGAGACCUUCCAGGAGACCCUCACCGAGGCCGCCACCCGCCUUGCCAGUCAUGGAUCCCGAGAAAACGCUCACAGCCUUGAUCGGCUCCGCAAGGGGACGCUGGCCGAUGCUGGCCUGCUCCAUCUCGGCGUCGUCGAGGAGAUCUAUCUCUAUUCUCCGAUGCAGCAGGGGCUGCUUCUCAGUCAAAGCAAGUCCGACGGGAUUUACCAGCUGCGCUUCACCUUCGACGUUAGCAGCAAGCAGGCAACCGUAACUGCGCAGGAACUCUUCGACGCCUGGCAGCAGGUUGUGGACCGACAGCCCAUCCUGCGAACCUUCUUCGUCGACGCCAUUUCUCCCAACGUCCUGUUCGAACCAGGUGGUGUUGAGCAAGCUCGUCGCCCGCACCGAGCUCACAAAGGACCGUCACCCUCUUCUACACGCCGACGCUUCUACAAGACGGGGGACCUGGUGCACUACUACGCUGACGGUACCCUCCAGUAUCUCGGCCGCAAGGACUCACAGGUCAAGGUGGCCGUCGAGCUGGUGCAGCCCCCCGGCCGCGCUGAUCGCACACUGGCGGCCUUCAUUUGCUUCUCGGAGACCAUUUCUGUCGACCAGGAGUCGUCCGACAGGCUGCUUCUUCCCAUGACUGACAGUAGGCGUUCGAAUGUGGUAUCCAACCUCGAGGCUCAGGCGCACGCGAUGCCCGCCUACAUGAUCCCCACCUUCUUCGUGCCCCUGCACCACCUGCCCCUUAACCUCUCCGCAAAGACCGACCGCAGCAAGCUCCGCCGCCUGCUCGACCACGCCUCCGUCAAAGCCCUACAGACCUCUUGCCUCGCUUCGGAAACCCCUAAGCAACCCCCAUCUUCUCCGCUCGAAUCCCGCCUCGACACUCCUCUGGAGCCAAGUGCUCGACCUCCCCACACACGGCGAUCGGCGUCACCAAUCCCUCUUGCCGCGCGCGAAGGUGGCCUCGCCUUUUCCGGCGCCGAGCUCUUCCAGGCGCAGACCAUUGCCCAGGUCGCCAAGAUCGCCGAGUACAUCAGCGAGGACGAUAGAACGUCCGGCAGCGACUCGGUCGAGCUGCUCACACUCAUUGACGAUGCUCAUAUUUUAGCACCCUCCGUGGGUAAAUCGUAG
Aspergillus homomorphus CBS 101889 is the source of this 3585-nucleotide messenger RNA. Its product is annotated as acetyl-CoA synthetase-like protein. The record is from RefSeq and is a predicted model, not a curated record. NCBI's taxonomy places the organism in Eukaryota, Fungi, Ascomycota, Eurotiomycetes, Eurotiales, Aspergillaceae. The transcript has 10 exons. Gene Ontology annotation, molecular function: phosphopantetheine binding. The coding region runs from base 1 to 3585 and encodes 1194 amino acids.